AUGUCUGGACACACCUGCAACGUCUCCGAGUGGGCUCCCGCCCAGGAGGCCAUCUACGACGAGCGCCCGUCCACAUCUGCCAUACAGGAGGACGACUUGGACGGACACGUCAACGCCAGACCUGCCUUCCAGCAACACCGCCUCCGCAGCAUGAGCCUCUCGCUCCCGUGGCGGCGCAAGUCCUCCAUGCUUCACCUCGACUCCGAUCUGCCGAGCCAUUUGGAAGAACUCUCCCUCGAGCGGUCUCGGAGCCAUGCCGGUCCCAGCGGCGAAGAUGAUUUCAAGCACACCCACGAUACACACCCGGCAGCACAUGGCAAUGGCAGUAUCAAGGGCAUGUUCCGUCGCGCGUCCAUCUCGCUAAAGGGUAUGGUCCAUCAUCACAAACGACACUCCAUCGGCGGUGCCCAUGGUCUCGGCCUCGGCCUCAGCCUCGACGAGACCCAUCACCACACUCUCCGCCCUGGGACUUCCCACGCCCACGCCCACUCGCCUUGGCACCGGCUCCGCCAGGCCACGAGUUUCCGCCAAUCCAAAUCUUCCCACGGCCACGAGACACAAAGCGACGCCUCCGCUUCCGAUCAGUGCUUCCCUUGCCUGCCGCUCCCUGGAAACGGCAGCGAGCCUCCUGUCAUUCCCUUCCACACUGGUGGCGCUGCCAAGGCGGCGGCGGCGGCGCAGAACCAGGCCCUUCACAACAAGUGGCUGAGUGCUUCGUCGGACGACUUCACAGACCACGAAAGCGGCAUCGGCAUCACGGUCACAGGCGGCGACUCGGAUGUGGACUUGGAGCUGGAGGACUCGAACAUCAGCCGGAUCGAUUUCAUUGCGCAGCUCCCUGUCGAGCUGGCGAUCCAGGUCCUCGCCCAUCUGGACGCAACGGCCCUUGGCACCGCCAGCAGAGUAUCCCGCGAGUGGCAGCUGAUGAUCAAGAACCAGCACGUCUGGCGAGAGUCUUUCCUGCGCGAAAGGACGGCUACGUACGCGACCAGUCUCCCGGUCCAGCCGGGGACUGGUCAGGGUGUGCCGGCCAUCAACCCUGGCGUCAACUGGAAGCAGAUUUACAAGGCCAAGGACGAGCUCGACCAGCGAUGGAAAGAGGGCAAGGCGAGACCUGUAUACCUAAACGGCCAUCUGGACAGCAUUUACUGCCUGCAAUUUGACGAGACCAAGAUCAUCACCGGCUCCCGCGACAAGACGAUCCGAGUCUGGGACAUGCGGACCUUUGAAUGCCGUCUGGUCAUCGGGCCUCCCGAAGUCGUCAACGACGUGUCCCUCCUGCUCGACGACGAUGGCAACCCGGUUCACUAUGCCACCCUUCCCGACAAUCAGCGGUCGAACCCGUCCAUGCCCGCAAUGGUCUCCUUCCCGACGCACCACAAGGCCUCGAUUCUCUGCCUGCAAUACGACGACCGCAUGCUCGUGACGGGCUCGUCCGAUUCUAGCUGCAUUGUGUACAACGUCCGCUCUGGCUACAGACCGGUCCGCCGUCUUCAGCACCACACCGCCGCUGUGCUGGACCUUGCCUUUGACGACAAGCACAUCAUCACCUGCAGCAAGGACAUUAGCAUCUGCGUCUGGGACCGCGCGACAGGCACCCUGCUCCGUCAAUUGCGCGGGCAUUCGGGUCCCGUCAACGCCGUCCAGAUGCGUGGCAACACCAUAGUAUCGUGCUCCGGCGACUUUCGUGUCAAGCUCUGGAACAUCGACACGGGCAAGAACAUCAGGGAGUUCCAGGGCCACACCAAAGGUCUGGCGUGCUCGCAGUUUUCAGAAGACGGCCGUUACGUCGCCUCGGCCGGCAAUGACAAGGUCAUCCGCAUCUGGGACGCCAACACAGGCGAGUGUCUCCGCGAGAUGAAGGCUCACGAUAACCUUGUGCGCAGUCUGCACAUCGACUCCGUCAGCGGUCGCCUUGUCAGCGGCAGCUACGACACGGAUAUCAAGGUCUUCGACAUGGAGACUGGCCGGCAGCUGCUCGACUUCCCGCGAUGGCACGCCAGCUGGGUGCUGAGCGCCAAGAGCGACUACCGACGAAUCGUCAGCACGGGUCAAGAUCCCAAGAUUUUGAUCAUGGACUUUGGCGCCGACGUCCCGGGCAUCGAGGCCCUGGAGAGCGGCGGCGCCUGCGCGAUUGACGGCGGAUACAUCUAG
Messenger RNA from Colletotrichum spaethianum, 2154 nucleotides. Its product is annotated as beta-TrCP. The transcript has 2 exons. Gene Ontology annotation, molecular function: protein binding. Lineage: Eukaryota; Fungi; Ascomycota; Sordariomycetes; Glomerellales; Glomerellaceae. The record is from RefSeq and is a predicted model, not a curated record. Bases 1 to 2154 code for a protein of 717 amino acids.